AUGGCUGAGUAUCCAGUUUGUUUUGAUAUUCAUUCCGGUGAAGCACCUUGGAAUGUUACUGCAUCAAAAGUACUCGACCAAUCAAUUCAGCUGGCGAGGAACUUUGAGAAGUGCAGGAAGAGAUGGAGCAAUGCCGAGGAGGAGCUGCUGGAGAACCGGAGUCGGUUGACAAAGGUGGAGAUGGAAUUGACUGCUCUCAAUGUGAGGUUCAAACAUACGUGCAGCCAGCUGGAUGUGCAGCUGAGGAGAAGACAAAAGGCAGAAGUGGCUUGUGAGCAGCUGGAACGCAGGUUGCAGCUGGUUCAUGACAUUCUGAAGAGUGAAGCGUCAAGCCCAGCGUUGCCAAACGAAGAUCAGCGGAGUCUCCUCAAGGCUCUGACAGGUCACCCUGAGACAGAGGGGCAGACCAGUGCCAGACUCCGUGCAGUUGACGAAACGUUGACUUCCAACUCCUGCAUCAGUUACGACAGAACCUGCGAUGAACUAUCGGAUACACAUUUGUCGACAGUGAAACCAAUAAAGCUGAAAAAUCGGGACAAGAGGCGUUCCAGUCGUAUUCUGGUAGAUCGUCGUCCAAUUGUUCCCAGGAGAUCUCGCUCACACUCUUUUGACCAGAUUGUGGAUGGCGUGGGCUCCACACCUGGAAGGGACAGUGAUACUGCGGACAGUAAAACGGGAAGUGAGAGGGAGGUUCACACGGGCUCCCCAAGGGAAUUAGUUCGUCGCCGACACGCCGACUGGAACAAGCGACUCCCCCUGUUGGCAGGGCAGAUUCCAGGGAACCGCAUUGCUGGAAGCCAGCAGGCCCUCCUGACUGCCCCAGGAGCACCACCAGGAGACCCAUUCACAACCCCGCGGCAGGCAGCCCAAACCAGGCCGCACAUCUUUGUCUCUAAAACGAUCAUUAUGCCAGAGGCAUGUGUUCCCUGUGGGAGACGGAUCCGAUUUGGACGGAUAGCUCUGAAGUGUCAGAGCUGCAGUGUGGUAACCCAUCCAGAUUGUAAGGAUCGAUGUCCGGCACUUUGUGCACCCAAUUUCACUGUGACCUCUGUCAAAAAUGGUGAGGGAACAGUUGCAGAUUUUGCUCCACAGACAAUUCCCAUGAUCCCAUCUCUGGUCGUCCAUUGUAUCAAUGAAAUUGAACAAAGAGGCUUACAGGAGCCUGGGAUUUACAGGAUACCUGGUGGUGAGCGGACAGUGAGGGAGCUGAAAGAAAACUAUGUGCGAGGGAAGGGUCUCCCAUUGCUCGGUCGAGUCUCCAACAUCCAUGUGGUUUGUGGGUUGCUGAAGGACUUUCUCCGUAAACUGAAAGAGCCUCUGGUGACCUUCAAGCUCCACUCAACAUUCAUGGCACUGACGGACCUCCCAGAUAAUGAGAGCAGCAGAGGCCUCAGUCGAGCUGUGCACAGCCUGCCUCGUGCUAAUCGCGACACGUUAGCCUUUCUCAUCAUCCAUCUUCAGAGGGUGAUGGAGAGUCCAGAAUGUAGGAUGGAUAAACAGAACAUUGCCAGAGUCUUUGGUCCAACCAUCGUGGGUCACUCCAACCCCAACCCAAAUCCACUGGAGGUCUUUGAGGACACGCAACGCCAGCCAAAGGUUGUGGAGCAGCUUCUCUCAUUGUCCUCUGACUACUGGAACCAGAUAGUGCCGGUGGGACAGGGUACAGCCCAGAUGGGACCCAGCAACACUGAACCAGGUCUCCUCAUAGUUGCUUUAGAUCCACAUCCUCUGUCCUGGGCUCUGUCACAAGCUGACAUCAAGGACUCUGAACUAUUGCAUGUGUGGCCAGUGGUGUCUUCUGAGUGGACCCUCAAACUGCAAAUGGGUCCAGCAUUUCAUUUGGAUCCAUGUUCUCAUCGAUCACUCCAACCCCACCUAGGGGGUCUUAGAGCUUGUGGCUGGCCACCUCAUUUUGAUGGGGGUUGGUGUCAGGCCUACCCUAAUGGAUUCUAA
Carcharodon carcharias (great white shark) is the source of this 1953-nucleotide messenger RNA. RefSeq names its product rac GTPase-activating protein 1-like. The record is from RefSeq and is a predicted model, not a curated record. Gene Ontology annotation, biological process: signal transduction. The transcript is spliced from 15 exons. NCBI's taxonomy places the organism in Eukaryota, Metazoa, Chordata, Chondrichthyes, Lamniformes, Lamnidae. The coding region runs from base 1 to 1953 and encodes 650 amino acids.